Bombus pyrosoma is the source of this 970-nucleotide messenger RNA. RefSeq lists its product as uncharacterized. The record is from RefSeq and is a predicted model, not a curated record. The transcript has 2 exons. The coding region runs from base 108 to 527 and encodes 139 amino acids. NCBI's taxonomy places the organism in Eukaryota, Metazoa, Arthropoda, Insecta, Hymenoptera, Apidae.
AUGGAAUCUAAACAGAAAUAUAUUUCGUCCAUUAAAUAAUUUCUUUCGUGAUAUUUCUACAUAUUGCGAAUAUUCUGUCUAUUCUAGCACCCUCAGACUUCCCACAAAUGGAUAUAAAUACUAUCGACAUUUCUCCGUUUUCACGAAACUCGUCCACAUUCGAUCCUCGAUCAAGCAAACAGACCCAGGAAUUCCUCGGAGAGAACCGAUCAUCGUCGACAAACCAUUUCAAACGCAGACACACCCACGUGUUGACCACCCUUAACGUUUCGUUCGAGGAAGAAGUGAGAAUUGGUGAGGGUCUAUUGACACUGGGUAUCGUUCUAGGUAUACGCCGAGCAAAAAGAAAGAAACAGGAGGGAAAGAGUGUACGAAAAUACCGUUACCGUUUACAAAGAAAAUCUUUCCAGGAAGAUGCUAUUGUAAGAUUUUCGACCGAACCUUUGAAUCCUGUAUACACUGGAAAAAGAAGGAAAGAAGCGAAGAAACGACGAAAAUGCUGUAAGAGGUAUAUACGUAUCGAGUAGAUAAAAAUAUCAAGGGCAGAAGGUCAGGGAAUUGAAAAGAAACAACUUUUUUACGUAUUAGGAAAAGUUAGGAUUAAUCUUUAAUCUUUAAAUAAAUGAAUCUGUUGCGUGAACUAAUUUAUGCUUGCUGGAAGAUAUAAUUACCGAUUGGUGAAUAAAUAAAUUUGAAGAAACGGAAAUCUUUUUUCUCCGUUUUUCCUAACCUUAUCAAAGACAAUGACCUAUAGUUCAUGUGCUUACUAACGAUGUCUUACUAACGUUAAUCUACUCCAUCUUGCUUCUACCAUUAACACGACCACAGUCACAUAAAAAGUCUCUACAAAAACGGCUUCAAGACCUUCGGACAUUUUUCUAUAUUAAUUUCUUUCUCACAAGGAAAACAGCCACUUGAAGCUUCGUAUAACACUACGAAUUUCAAAUCUGAGAAAAUAUUCAUACUAACC